CCAGCAGCCUGCAAUCGCUGGAGCGCCCCGCUCCUCCGCCUCUCCCUCCUCCUCCUCCUCCUCCUCCUCCUCCUCCUCCUCCUUCUCCUUCUCCUCCUCCUUCUCCUCACUGCCCACCGGCCUGCGGCACCCCUCCGCGGCCUCCGGCCCCACCAGCGCACAGACAAUGACUUCAUGCGGAUUAUGCAUCUGAAGAAAUCACCAGCUCCCAGAUAGCCACAGGGGGAGGUAUCCAUGUGUUUGGCAGGGAAGCAGCCUCCUGCUCGCCUUCCUUCUCCCCCUCUUUUCUCCUCGCACCCAGCAGCUGCCUCCUCGCCGGCGAUGGUCGCCUCCGGUCCCCCCGCACAGCGCUGAGCGAGGCCCCGGCGCAUCCCCGCUCCCACGCUUGCACCAAGGUACCGCCGAGGCUAUUUUUGUUCCACAACCCCCCCCCCCCCCCUUUUUCUUUUCCGGUUCGCCCGUUGCUGCCGGGCUCGGUGCCUCUUGCACCCUCCGUGCCCGCACGUCUCCCGCUCCCGUCUUCCCACCCAGCGGCGAGAGGUGGAGGGAGGCUCGUCCCAGCCCCGGCACCCGCGUCGCAGCGGCAGCCGCCGUCGCGGAGCAGAACGAGCCCAGCUCCGGCCGCGGCCGCCGGCCCUGAUUUCAGCAGAGUGGCCACCCCGAGGUACCGGCGCGGACCAUGAUGGACCUGAAAGUGGACGAGGAGGAGGUGGACAGCGGGCAGCCGGUGAGCAUCCAGGCCUUCGCCAGCAGCUCCACCCUCCACGGGCUCUCGCACAUCUUCUCGUACGAGCGGCUGUCGCUGAAGCGCGUGGUCUGGGCGCUGUGCUUCCUGGGCUCGCUGGCGCUGCUCGCCCUCGUCUGCACCAACCGCAUCCAGUACUACUUCCUCUACCCCCACGUCACCAAACUGGACGAGGUGGCGGCCACCAGGCUCACCUUCCCCGCCGUCACCUUCUGCAACCUCAACGAGUUUCGUUUCAGCCGGGUGACCAAGAACGACCUGUACCACGCCGGCGAGCUCCUCGCCCUGCUCAAUAACAGAUACGAGAUCCCAGACACCCAGACCGCCGACGAGAAGCAGCUGGAAAUCCUGCAGGACAAGGCGAACUUCCGAAACUUCAAGCCCAAACCUUUCAACAUGCUGGAGUUUUACGACCGGGCUGGCCACGAUAUCCGGGAGAUGCUGCUGUCCUGCUUCUUCCGUGGGGAGCAAUGCACCCCCGAAGACUUCAAAGUGGUGGCCGACCGCAUCGUCUACUACCUGGAGUACCACCACGUCACGCUGCUCAGCGAGGAGGAAAGCCCCGCGAUGACCUUCCCUGCCGUCACCUUCUGCAAUAUCAACCGUGUGCGGGUCUCACAGCUCAGCCACGAGGACCUGCUCUACCUGGCCCCGCUGGUCGACUACGAGCCCGGGAUGGAGCUGGGCUUCACCCCAGCCCAGUCUGACCCCUGGGAUGAGGAUGAGCCCCUAAAUUUGUACGGGUUUUUUAACCGCACUUGCCACCAGUUGGAGGACAUGCUGCUGAGCUGCAGCUACCGGGGCGAGCAGUGCGGCCCUGACGACUUUGUGGCGGUCUUCACCCGCUAUGGGAAGUGCUACACCUUCAAUGCCGGGCAGGACGGGAAGCCCCGGCUCAUCACCAUGAAGGGGGGCACCGGCAAUGGCCUGGAGAUCAUGCUGGACAUUCAGCAGGACGAGUACCUGCCCGUGUGGGGGGAAACAGACGAGACCUCGUUCGAAGCCGGGAUCAAGGUGCAGAUCCACAGCCAGGACGAGCCGCCGCUGAUCGACCAGCUGGGCUUCGGGGUGGCUCCCGGCUUCCAGACCUUUGUGUCCUGCCAGGAGCAGCGGCUCAUCUACCUGCCGCCUCCCUGGGGCGACUGCAAGGCCGUGGCGGGUGACUCGGAGUUUUACGACACCUACAGCAUCACGGCCUGCCGCAUCGACUGCGAGACCCGCUACUUGGUGGAGAACUGCAACUGCCGCAUGGUGCACAUGCCAGGAGAUGCCCCUUACUGCACCCCGGAGCAGUACAAGGAGUGCGCGGAUCCGGCUUUAGAUUUCCUGGUGGAGAAGGACAAUGAGUACUGCGUCUGCGAGAUGCCCUGCAAUGUCACCCGCUAUGGCAAAGAGCUCUCCAUGGUGAAGAUCCCCAGCAAGGCCUCCGCCAAGUACCUGGCCAAGAAGUACAACAAGUCGGAGCAGUACAUCGGGGAGAACAUCCUGGUGCUGGAUAUCUUCUUUGAAGCCCUGAACUACGAGACGAUCGAGCAGAAGAAGGCGUACGAGGUGGCCGGCUUGCUGGGUGACAUUGGAGGGCAGAUGGGGCUGUUCAUUGGGGCCAGUAUCCUCACAGUACUGGAGCUGUUCGACUACGCCUACGAGGUGAUAAAGCACCGGCUGUGCCGGCGGGGCAAGUGCCGCAAGAACCACAAGAGGAACAACACGGACAAGGGCGUCGCGCUGAGCAUGGACGACGUGAAACGCCAUAAUCCCUGUGAAAGCAUACGGGGCCACCCGGCAGGCAUGACGUACGCAGCCAACAUCCUACCUCACCACCCGGCCCGGGGCACCUUUGAGGACUUCACCUGCUAACCGACGUCUGGAUGUACAACCUGAGCUACCAAAGCCCUCCGGAGAGCUGCCCUUCUCCCUGCGAGCGCCAGCGGAGAGACACAUCUAGGGGACCUUGCUCCUCGCUACGGUGGGACACGGACAAGAGCGACGGCCUCGGAUUUCGGGGCAGGCGGUCGGGUCGGGUCGGGUCAUGCUCGAAGCCGGCGCGCAGCCCCCGCGGCAGCUGCUCCGCGCCUGCCCCGCUAGUUCAGAGACUCGAGGACGCUCCAGCCCCGGCCAUCCUUGCGGUGCGGGGAGCGACACGCACAGCGGGCUGGGGCACAGGCCUGCCCCAUCUCCUCCCCUCAGCUCCCCUCGGCCUUUUUAACUAGAAACCCAGAAGCCAAGAAGAAGCAGCCGUUCGGCUGCAGAGUCUCCAUCCACAGCCCUGUCCGUCUGUCCAUCCAUUGUCUCCAUGCCCAUCCUGCUCCAACGCCUUCAGCCGGCACUUGCUGGGACCCCCGUGCCUGGCAGGAGGGAUCAUCGAGGAGCCCCACGGCGUGCCCAGCAGCGGGUUCGGCAGUCCCAGGAGAGCCUCGCCGUCGUCCCCUGGGACCGCGGUGGCCCGCAGCCCGCCCUUGCCUGGGCACUCCUGGCCACCCGAUGCGCAUGAAGACGGGGCACCUCCACCCCUCCGAAACGUCUUCCUCAGCACGCUGCCCCAGGGACGGCAGUGCCCGGCCACUGAGCUCGCUGGCCGGCCGCGAGCAUCCGAGGGGACUCGGAUGGGGGAUGCCACCUCGGCGCUGAAGACCCCGUCGCCCGGGCACUCUCCCUCAGCCAUGCCAGGUUGGGCGACGUUGUGGUCUCCCUGCCCAUCUCUCCUGGGCUCCAUGCAGCCUGGCCAGCACUAGCCCUGCCCCGCAGUCCCUCUUGUCCCCGUGCGGCCCCCCCAAAACAGCCAUCCUCGGGGCGAAAGGCGGAAGGAAAGCUCCUGCCCCCCAUUUUUGCUGCAGCCACCGGCCCGGCUCGGCGCACCGCGAGGGACAGCCCCUUGGCACCGCCUGGGCCAGGCGGGCGCAGGAACCCCACCACCAAAAGGGUUCGUAGCUUGAGGGUCACCCCACGGCACCGGGUGCUCUGGUCCACGGGACCGCAGGCUCCCACCCCGCUGAAACACCCCACCCCACCCCCCCGACAGCAGCUGCCCCCGGGCACCACGAGCCCUGGGCAUCUUUGGGGGGCAUCCGCCGGCUCGCUGCCCCGGGACCGCCGCUGCUCCUCCCGUCGCUGCCCUCUCCCCCGCACGCAGAGACCUGCCCCGGCAGCCGGGGGCCGGCGCUGGCCGAGUCUCUGCUCCCCCGGGCCCGCAAGCGCACCGCUGUUUCGCUCCAGGGUCGGUGGAAAUUGGCCUCCCCCAGCCCCUGCCAGCCCCCGGGCCCCACGCAUCGAGCAAGAGCCCUCCCAGGGCUGAAGUGCUACUUAUCUUUAAGAGCUUUUGCAAUAAGUCUUUUUGGUAAUUAUUUCUAAACGGUAGUUUUGUUUUUAUUAUUGUCAUUAUAAUUAUUAUUAUUAUUUGCUUCCUGACCAAAAUUAGGAACUGGGGGUCAGUCCUUUGUAUCCAGCGAUUGCCCAAAGAUGACGGGUCAGCCACAUCCAUAAAUUUUCUUAUGGAUUUUUCCUAAUGUUUCAUUGCGUUUCAUUUAUUUAUUUUCUUUCUUUCUCCUUCCCAUUAAAGCUUUUAAAGAUGGGGCUGGGAUUUGACCUUGACGCUCACCUGUUGAAGCAUACACUUUUUUGUUUGUUUCUAUUAUGUCAUCUGCAUUUUAUAUUUCUUAUAUAUAAUAUAUAUGACUAUAUAUAUAUGUGUACAUAUAUAUAUAUAUCUCUAUAUAUGCAUCAUAUCAGUGUAGAUACCCAUCUAGUAGCAUUUAGGCCUUGUUCUUGUGCCAUUUUUUUUUUCUGUUACUGAUCUCUGAAUGCCUUCAAGUGUAUAAAGUGUUGAAUUCUCUCUGGUAUCUGUACUAUGUACACACAUUUUCAUAGGAAGCACAAUAAGAUGACAGAUGCAUUGUACAUCAAUACCUGCUACUCUUAACGAUGAUAUAAAGAAUGAUAUAACUCAUGAA
Tyto alba (common barn owl) is the source of this 4692-nucleotide messenger RNA. It is a transcript of the gene ASIC1, whose product is annotated as acid sensing ion channel subunit 1. Gene Ontology annotation, biological process: sodium ion transmembrane transport. NCBI's taxonomy places the organism in Eukaryota, Metazoa, Chordata, Aves, Strigiformes, Tytonidae. The coding region runs from base 680 to 2602 and encodes 640 amino acids. The transcript has 13 exons. Gene Ontology annotation, cellular component: membrane. The record is from RefSeq and is a predicted model, not a curated record.